GUGCAGAGAUGGCAGUGUCAGCUGAGGAAGACAGCAAGAUGGCAGUGUCAGUUGAUAAAGACAGCAAUACGGCAGUGUCAGCUGAGGAAGACAGCAAGAUGGCAGUGUUAGCUGAGGAAGGCAGCAAUAUGGCAGUGUCAGCAGAGGAAGACAGCAAUACGGCAGCGUCAGCUGAGGAAGACAGCAAGAUGGAAGUGUUGGCAGAGGAGGGUAGCGUAACUGAAGCAAUGACAGCAUCCUCUCACAUGCUCCACAUCGCUCACAAACGCCCACCAUACCGCCCUCACGCCCGUAUGAACAGAUAUAUACCCAUUGUCAGCUAUUGGGUGGUGUUGUUGUUGGUAUGCGUGACGUCUACGGACAGUGCCUGGAUACAGUUGACUCCAGGACUCCAUUGGCUGGUCCCGGUGCACGUUAUCGACACUACGCUCCAGACCACUUCCGCUCCCACACAGCCUAAUGCCCAGAUCCGCCAGUCUUCAGAAUCACCAAAUAAGGACAAGUCUUCGACGAAUGUUACCUCCAGCGCGACUAGUGCGAACAUCGUGGAUAAGGAGAUUGCGGUGAAGGUGUUUGCUGACAACUGGGACGACAUGGAGACUUGUCCCUACUGGUGUAAGCGGGAUAACGGCUCCCUGCGCUGCUGCCCGAAUAAGGAGACACGCGAGGGCAGCUGUCCGGAGCCGAAGGAAGUGUGUAUAAAAUGGCUCGGGAACAUAUACAAACAUAAGGACCACCACUACUGCGCCGAUGACCGGGCCUGCCCUGACAAACACAAGUGUUGCUUCGACAGAUGUGCUGAGGCCAGGGUCUGCACACCUGCGCUUCAGUGACACUCAACAUCUCUCAUUCAACAUUAGCCUCGCCCGGCCUGCACCUGAGUUCUCUCGAUGCUACCAACAUAGCCUCGACGGGGCCAGUACCAGAGUUCUCACAUUUCUCUGAACAAUUCCAUUCCAAAUAUGAGAGGAAGAUAAGCACCUCAACGUUAGCAAAUAUAUUUACUGUCUUCAUUACAAUGGGCAACUGAGUUUGGCUUCAUCGUGGCAUCCAAACUAGACAAUUAUAUUUUUAUUGCUAAAUAAA
This is a messenger RNA of Procambarus clarkii (red swamp crayfish), 1086 nucleotides long. RefSeq lists its product as uncharacterized. The record is from RefSeq and is a predicted model, not a curated record. Gene Ontology annotation, cellular component: extracellular region. Gene Ontology annotation, molecular function: peptidase inhibitor activity. NCBI's taxonomy places the organism in Eukaryota, Metazoa, Arthropoda, Malacostraca, Decapoda, Cambaridae.